ACGAAUUACAUACACCUUGAAAAAAGUAUGAAUUAUAUAAAUUCAUCAGUGCUUGCCUAUAUAUAUAUGUCUGUACUUCCAAUUGAAUUUCCACCUUCAUAUUGUUGACAAACAAAAGUCAAAAUGAUAGUAACACAUUCAAAAAAUCAUCUCUUUAGGAUAAUUUGUGUGUUUGGUAUGAUCAUGAUCAUGUCCAAUGCAAGAACCUUAAACCCGACCAAUCAACGGAUCAGAGCCACUAAUCUUGGAGGCUGGCUUGUUACUGAAGGCUGGAUGAAACCCUCCCUCUUUGAUUCCAUUCCAAAUAAAGAUUUCUUGGAUGGAGUCGGGCUUCAGUUUAAGUCGAAGACAAUUGGAAAGUUCCUUUGUGCUGAGCUCGGUGGAGGUACAAUCAUCGUUGCAAACCGAAGUUCUGCUUCUGGCUGGGAAACUUUUCAUUUGUGGAGGAUGAGUGCAACAAGUUUUCAUAUGCGGGUGUUUAACAAACAGUUUCUAGGACUUGACUCAACAGGAGUUAAUUUAGUCGCCACUACGACCAACUCUCAAACAUCGGGUGUUUUUGAGAUUAUCAGAAAACCCGAUGAUACAAGCCUUGUUCGGAUUAAAGCACCAAACGGGUUGUAUUUGCAGGCUAAAUCUGAGGACCUUGUUACAGCUGAUUCAAAGGGAGACGGGGAAUGGGGAGACGACGAUCCUUCAGUAUUUGAAAUGACGAUUAUCGAAACAUUCAAAGGAGAGUAUCAAAUCACUCGUGGUUACGGUCCUUUAAGGGCGCCAAAAAUCAUGAAAGAUCACUGGGAUACAUUCAUAGUAGAAGACGACUUUAAAUUCAUAGCGACAAGCGGAUUAAAUGCUGUUAGAAUUCCGGUAGGAUGGUGGACCGCCAGCGAUCCAACACCGCCAAAACCAUAUGUAGGAGGAUCUUUGCAAUAUCUUGAUAAGGCCUUUUUAUGGGCAAGGAAAUAUAAUUUGAAGGUAAUAUUGGAUCUACAUGCCGCUCCCGGGUCACAAAAUGGGUAUGAGCAUAGCGCUACUCGUGAUGGUUCUAUUGAAUGGGGCCAAACAGAUGAAAACAUACAAGAAACGGUCCGGGUCAUUGAAUUUUUCACUGCUAGGUAUGCUUCAAAUCCGAGUUUAUAUGCAGUUGAACUCAUAAAUGAGCCUCGCGCUUCAGGAGUGCCACUAAGCGUAUUGACCAAGUAUUAUGAUCUUGGGUAUAAAGCCGUACGAAAGCAUGCUCCUAAUGCCUUUGUGAUUUUAUCAAACCGACUUGGAGGUGAACCGAAAGAGCUCUUUCCUCUUGCAAGUGGAAUGAAGAAUGUGGUUAUUGAUGUUCAUUAUUACAAUCUAUUUUCAAGUGUUUUUGAUGACAUGACAGUCGAAGAAAACAUUGAGUUCGUCAGAACCAAUCGUUCUGCUGAGCUACAAGCCAUCACGACAUCAAAUGGACCCCUAACGUUCGUUGGCGAAUGGGUGUCCGAGUGGCAAGUAAGAGGAGCUACCAAAGAGGACUACCAAAAAUUUUCGAAGGCUAACUUAGAUGUAUUCGGACGAGCAACUUUCGGGUGGGCUUAUUGGUCGCUAAAAAAUGUUAACAACCAUUGGAGUAUGGAUUGGAUGAUCAAAAAUGGUUAUAUUAACCUUUAGCAAUGUAUGGAAUAUAUAGUUUUCUUCAUUGUUGCAAAUUUAUUUUUGACACAAUAAAUAAAACAUAUAUAAAAAUAUAUAUUUUUAGGCUUCAA
This is a messenger RNA of Erigeron canadensis, 1742 nucleotides long. RefSeq names its product probable glucan 1,3-beta-glucosidase A. Gene Ontology annotation, cellular component: cytoplasm; actin cytoskeleton. Gene Ontology annotation, molecular function: hydrolase activity, hydrolyzing O-glycosyl compounds; actin filament binding. Lineage: Eukaryota; Viridiplantae; Streptophyta; Magnoliopsida; Asterales; Asteraceae. Bases 124 to 1647 code for a protein of 507 amino acids. Gene Ontology annotation, biological process: establishment or maintenance of cell polarity; actin filament bundle assembly; cell migration. The record is from RefSeq and is a predicted model, not a curated record. The transcript is spliced from 8 exons.